AUGACUAGUUAUGUGAUCAGUGCAGCAGAUCAAUUAAUCAUUUAAUCAGGAACUCCCUUUAGUUGUGAAAUCGUGCAUCCUGGACUAUCUUGUGAAAUAAACAUUUUAUCAAAUCUUCCAAGAAUCAUGAGAUCCAAUUCAAAAGUGUAUUUACCAGUUCAUCUGAUUCCUUUUCUGCUGUACAAACGAAAACAAGUUAUGAAGAGUCCUAUAUCCACAAUAAGCAGAGCUCUUGUUUCAUAUUUUAAAAGCAUUUGUUUCCUCUCCUUUAUGGUUCAAAUCCUCAGAUAUAAUUGGUGCAAACAAAAAAAUCUCCUCAAAAAGGUCGACCCAUUUGUUCCAUUAUCUGGUGGAUUCAUAAGUUCAUUUGCUCUCCUUCUAGAAUCUAAUACUAGAGCAAUGGAAAUUUGUUUAAGUAUAGUUCCUAGAUUUUGCGAAACAGUUAUAAACCUAUUAAAAAGCAGGGGAAAAAUGAUAGACAUUCCUCAUGGAGAUGUUAUUGUUUUCUCAUUUGUUAUCGCUAUCAUACAUUAUUAUUAUCAACAUGAUCCAAAAUCUUUAAAAAGCACAUAUUAUAAGGUAUUUGAAAAAAUAUGGGGAAUAAAUUGAUUACAUAAUUUGUGUUUAAUAGAUAAUUUAACAAUACAUCUAAUA
Molecule: messenger RNA, 654 nt
Organism: Paramecium tetraurelia
Lineage: Eukaryota; Ciliophora; Oligohymenophorea; Peniculida; Parameciidae
Exons: 6
Source: RefSeq, a predicted model, not a curated record